CCUACUUCAUGAUGCCAGUAUGGACAGAAUAGCUUAUGAUGCUUAUCCCCACCCACCACUUCCGAGACAUUGAGCGGAAGCCAGAAUACCUCCAGCCGGAGAAGUGCGCCCCACCUCCCUACCCUGGUCCUGCGGGAACCAUGUGGUUUAUCCGCGACGGCUGCGGCAUCGCCUGUGCCAUUGUCACCUGGUUUCUGGUCCUCUAUGCGGAGUUUGUGGUCCUCUUUGUCAUGCUGAUUCCAUCCCGAGACUACGUGUACAGCAUCAUCAAUGGAAUUCUGUUCAACCUGCUGGCCUUCCUGGCCCUGGCCUCCCACUGCCGGGCCAUGCUGACGGACCCCGGGGCAGUGCCCAAAGGAAAUGCCACUAAAGAAUUCAUCGAGAGUUUACAACUGAAGCCCGGCCAGGUGGUGUACAAGUGUCCCAAAUGCUGCAGCAUCAAGCCCGACCGAGCGCACCACUGCAGUGUGUGUAAGCGGUGCAUUCGGAAGAUGGACCACCACUGUCCCUGGGUCAAUAACUGCGUGGGCGAGAACAACCAGAAGUACUUCGUCCUGUUUACAAUGUACAUAGCUCUCAUCUCCCUGCACGCCCUCAUCAUGGUGGGGUUCCACUUCCUACACUGCUUCGAAGAAGACUGGACAAGGGCCACCCUCAAUUUAUUAGAUCUCUUGCAAGCCCACGGACUGACCAGGGAAGGAACAGCAGAGACCCGAAUCUCUCAGGAGAAAACGCAGCCCCUUACAGGCAGUUCCACAGAGUGCAGCUACUUCUCGCCGCCCACCACAGUGAUCCUCCUCAUCCUGCUGUGCUUCGAGGGGCUGCUCUUCCUCAUUUUCACGUCGGUGAUGUUCGGAACCCAGGUGCACUCCAUCUGCACGGACGAGACGAGCAUUGAGCGCCUCAAACGAAAGCAGCAGCCCAGGGAGCGCCGGGGCAGCUGGAAGGGCGUCAAAGAGACCUUUGGGGGGAACUUCUCCCCGAACUGGUUCAACCCCUUCUCCGGACCCUACCACCCCGUGCUCAGGGACGAGGGCUGGGUGCGGCAGGUGGCGUCGUCAGACAACAUGGAGACAACAACGGAGGAGCAGUCAGAGGAGCAGUCGGAGGAGAGGAAGGACGAGGACUCUGUGGAGGUGACGGACGAGUGAUGCUGCUGUGGGGGGGUUGUCACCUGCCAUCGGGGCUCCUGGGCACAGCGCACCCCUGCCCCCGCUGUGCCCCGCUCCCUGGGCACUGCUGUCCUCACACCCUCCUUCCUUCCCCAUGUGGGGCCAGGUCUGGGGGUCGGGGACCAGGGUAACAGGAGAACAAGAGACUUUCUCUGAGUUCAUCUAAGAGUAUCCAGGGAGGGAUGCCAGGAGCCAUCUCCACAACUGGGCGUCCUUCAGCCUCGCCCGGCAAAGGGGGCUUUGGACGGGGCGGCCCAGGGCAGCAAAGAACUUGCCUUUGGCUUUUCUCGGGAUGUGUGUCUUCUCUUGGGAAGGGGGGCCUGCCAUCUCGGCCACGAGGUUGCAGCAGACAGAGAAGGGCAGCCUCGGGGCCCUGGGGUGGGACACUGACACCAGGAUCCAGCCCCCUGGAGGGGGUCUAAGUUAGGAGAAACGCAUGGCAGCCACAGCCUCCUUCAGGCCAGGCCGGGCCCAGCAUGGGGACACACAUCCGUGUGGGAUGUGCCCGGGAUGGACACGAGCCCAUGACAGCAGCACCCAACUCAGCUUCUGCCCACAGAUAAGAUCCUGCACCCGCCCUGUCCCGCCUGUGGCUGCGAGUGUCCCUUCCCAGGUGGGGAGGGACCGGUGUGGAGCUCCGGGGCCUCUCGACCUCCCAGGGGAACUUACUUUUCCGCUCCCUCCCGGAGGAAGUCUACCCAACAUGCGCACAACUGACUGGAGCUUGGCCUGUGUGCUUUAGCCAUUUCUCCCAAGAUCGUGCCCCUCUCGUCUCUGUGGGGGGUGGGGGGGGUGGCCCGGGGCUGCACGGUGAUGACCCAGGAAGACAGACACCCUCUCCCCCCAACUCUACCAGGAGGCUGGGACCUGGUCGCCCCAUUUGAAGGCUGAAGCCUGAGCAGGGGAACCCAUCUCAGAGGUUGUUGAAGUACCUUCUGGACAGAAGGGCUCAGGUCCCUGUUUGGUACCAGAGUGGGAUCCCCCACUCCCAGCCUAGGCUCUGUUCUGGGGUGCACUGCCCGUGACACCAGCACCUGGAUCGGAGGACCCGCAUUGCCUGCCCAAGCUGGUGUUUGUUGUCCUAACCCAGAGCGCAGCCCUGGGGCUCAGCAAGGAUUGGGGACCAGAGACCCCACCAGGGAGGACGCAGUGCUGCCCGCUGGUGUCCCCGAGGAGGCAGGGCUCGAGGUUAGAGUAAGGGAAGGGGGCUUGCGGGUGUCUGCUGAGCUCCGGCGGGAGGUGUGUGCUAAACCUGGGCCUAAGAUACGACCCCCUCAAUGGGCUUGGCCUGAGAGCAGCGGGACCCAGCAGCCCAGAGCCACCUGUCAGACCGGCCCGCCCUCCUCCCUGGGCCCAUCUCCACACCAGGCCUCACCCACAGCACCCUGCCCACCCCCAGCCUCAUGUCCUCACCAGCAACUCCACCGCCUCUGGUGGCUGCCAGCAGCGGAGCCUCCUGCUGGGCCUCACACGGGAAGCAUUGCAGCUGAUGCCUACGGGGAGGGAGGCAGGGACCUCGGCCUUUCUCUUCAAUAAAAAGCUCCGUGUGACCUCA
This is a messenger RNA of Myotis davidii, 2727 nucleotides long. RefSeq names its product zinc finger, DHHC-type containing 3 (gene ZDHHC3). Gene Ontology annotation, biological process: peptidyl-L-cysteine S-palmitoylation; protein targeting to membrane. The coding region runs from base 36 to 1151 and encodes 371 amino acids. The record is from RefSeq and is a predicted model, not a curated record. The transcript has 8 exons. Gene Ontology annotation, molecular function: protein-cysteine S-palmitoyltransferase activity. Lineage: Eukaryota; Metazoa; Chordata; Mammalia; Chiroptera; Vespertilionidae. Gene Ontology annotation, cellular component: Golgi apparatus; endoplasmic reticulum.